Messenger RNA from Juglans regia (Persian walnut), 1538 nucleotides. RefSeq lists its product as uncharacterized. NCBI's taxonomy places the organism in Eukaryota, Viridiplantae, Streptophyta, Magnoliopsida, Fagales, Juglandaceae. The record is from RefSeq and is a predicted model, not a curated record. Bases 9 to 1088 code for a protein of 359 amino acids. The transcript has 4 exons. Gene Ontology annotation, cellular component: chloroplast.
UCGGGAAAAUGGGGGCGAUUUCUCUGUACAGAGGGAACCUCCACAGAGUUCCCGACGUGCCUCGUCGAUGGCUUAUGCCAACCCCUAAAAUCUCCCUCGGAGUGUUCAAAUCCCUCCUUCAGCGUCGCUCCAAAGCCCUCUCUCGCCUCCAUUCUUCCACUACCACUGCUAACGCCAACCCCAACCCCAACCCCAACCCCAUCUCCGAACAGAAGCAACAGAGCGAAUGCCUGAAAGAGAAUGAGUCUUCUAUUGAGCCUAAACUGGAAGCAAAAAGUCCCUGUUAUUGUGGAGAAGGGCCUUCUGGUGAGGAAAAACACCAGAAAGACCAGAAAGAAUCAGACGGCGGUGGCGAUUUCCCUGUGAAAGUUGAUGCAGCUGAUGCGUUGCCUGAGAAAGGCUCCGGUGCGGUUGAUGGUGGUGCCAAUGAGAAAGCCUUGCCUGUCCAAACAAAACUGGCUGACCUUGCAACCCCAAAUUUGGAGGUAACCAACAAAGUAGAUUUGUUAAAUGGCAGAGAAAAGAGGAAACGGGAAGUCGAGGAUAAGUUACAAAGUCUGAAUGCAAAGAAACAUAAUCUUGUACAAGCGCUGAAGCAGAUCUUGAAUGCAGAGGAGGAAUUAAAGAGGCGAAAUAGCAUGCAAGGAAUGACAAUUCGCCCGUCCGUUCCACUUCAAGUGGAUGCUGCAAAUGACACUGGGUCAUUGACUAGGCAGCCCACUCCUAGGACGGGCUCGGAGACCAAUCUUGGUGGAGAUAUGGAAGGGGGAGAAGCUGAUGAUCCUUUAAACCAUAACACUCAUCCUCGCCAUACAUUUCGGAUGAGUAGUAUGUCACCAUCUUCAGAGUCUCCUCUUAGAAGGCCUGCCUCUAAUCAACACAACAUGGUUUCACACCCCUCACGACCAAGUUUUGGGGUAACUGGUAGUCCAUCACGCUUUGCUCCCACAGGGCACCCGGGGAACCCUGCAAACCUGCCCACAUUAUCUGUAUCAGGAACAAAUUACAUGGCAUCCUCUCCUUCUCCUGCUGCUUCUGGUGGUACCUCCACUUUUAGAGAUGCUCGGCUGCCAAGUCCGUGGAAUUAGAAGGUAUCCCAUCAACAUACUUCAUGUGACGUCAAGCUCUGUUUUCAGCUCCCCCUUGGAUACAAAAUCUUCUGAUCGAGCUGAGCUACCAUGUCAAGUUCUGAUCGGUCAAGCACCUCUUUGUUUUGAUUGCCACGAGGCCCUGUUACAGCCUCUCUUCAGGAAUCCAGGGUUUAUUGCUAUGGUAUGGAGGGAAAAUCAGACAGUUAUGUUUUAUAACAUCCAUGCUGAAUCAGAGCAACAAUGUAUUAUUCUUGCCCAUCCCUGAUAACUAGAAACUCCUCACAGGUUCAACAUGUACAAAAGAAAGAUUUUAAAGAGUUGAACAAACGAGGCUGAGGUUAUUUUCUCUCUAUUCUUUUAUUGUUGUAUUCAGAUUUUAUGAUGUUGUCUACCGUUUAACGAUAGUGGUCGAAAUAGAUGUGCUCCUCAAGUAGUCUUACCUCUUUA